Pistacia vera is the source of this 786-nucleotide messenger RNA. RefSeq lists its product as uncharacterized. The coding region runs from base 1 to 786 and encodes 261 amino acids. The record is from RefSeq and is a predicted model, not a curated record. NCBI's taxonomy places the organism in Eukaryota, Viridiplantae, Streptophyta, Magnoliopsida, Sapindales, Anacardiaceae. The transcript has a single exon.
AUGUUCAUCGUCUCAAUACCUCGAACACUAAGGGAAGCCUGCAUGUGCAAGAGUUUUGGUUCAAGCAUUUCUGGUCCAGCUCUUCAGUGGUACACUAACCUCUCGAACAGUUCAAUCAACUCAUUUGCACAGCUCAUCGACACUUUCAUUGAGCCGCUGAGAGAGUACGUCAGCAGAUUCAACAAAGAAAAAAUCUCCAUCUCCUCUUACAACCUGGAGACAGCUGUAGACGCCUUCAGGAAGGGUCUCCUCCCGGAUGGUGAACUAUACAAAGAACUGACGAAGCUUGGUUGCACCACGAUGGAAAACACCUUGGCUAGAGCAGUGAUUCAAAUAAGGUGGGAGGAAGAUGAGAUGAAUCAGGCAAGUCAUGCCAGAUAUGACCCAAGGCGGAAUGAUAGGAAGCCAGAGCUCAGAUUGAUUGAACAUCGUCACCAACCCCCUCUACGCAAUCUGAACAAAGUCAAAAAACCAUAUGACCGCCAACCAUUUAGAACCAACAACAGACCAACUAGAUCGAGCCAAUACAAAAUCCCAAAGUACAACCUUAACAUCAAACCAACCCCGAUCGUGGCAAUCAUGAAAGGAAUGGGAUCUAGCAUUAAGUGGCCAAGGAAGCUCAAUGCCGAAGCAAGGAGGGACACGACCAAGUGGUGUGAGUUCCACUGCGACCAUAGACAUAACACCGCGAAUUGCAUUGUCUUACGGUUGGAGGUCGCCGUACUACUGAAGAGGGGACUUCUCCGAGAUCUGUUGACAGAUAAAGGGAAGAAUACCAUCAGCUAG